CCAGGAAGCAAGCAGUACGACCACCACGACCCACGACCCUGUUCAUAUGUUGAAGCGGUCAGGUCUUUCAUCUUUCGGACCCUCUGGUCUUCUCUUGGUUUAGGAGGGUGUUACUUCCUUCAAAUUUUUCUCUCUCUUACUUUUACUGCACUGCUAUCUAUUGCUGUUGCUUGUUGCUUGUUGCUUGACCAUGAUCAUGCCUUGUACUAGUACACGUGUGCAUAGUACGCUGUUGUUUCUUCUCUUGGGUGGAUUGGGGUGUGCUGCUGCUUCUGCUAGCACUGCUUCUGCUGCUGCUUCAACUUCAGCUUGGCCCAACUUGAAUCCCGCAGCAAUCAGUGCGUUGAGCGAUCCUGAAAUCUCGUAUGUGUUGGAGCCCUUUGAAAACUUGGGCGAAGCAAGUUGGUUUUCAGACCUCGUCAAAGUAGAAGUAGAUGUAGAUGUAGACAAUGGCAAUGACGUCACCAAUGGCAAUGACAAGGACAAGGACAAGGACAACGACGGCAUGAACUUGAAAAUCGACUUGAAUGUGACCAGCAAGGACAAUCUCUUUGGCAAGUCGGCGCUUCGUGUGGACUACAGUGCUGCUAGUACUAGUAGUAGUGCUAGUACUAGUGCUAGUAGUCCUGCCGCCCUUGAAAUGACGUUUGGCUGGCUUCAGCAGGAAGAGCCUCACAAUUGCUUUGGCGCCAAGUGGGUUUCCAUUUGGUACAAAGUCGCGGAGACUCCUGCUUCCACGUGUUCUGCAGCUUCAGAAGGUGAAGGACUUGGUGAAGGUGCAGGUGCAGGUGCUACCCAGGGACUCCUCAAGCUGACUCUUUUAGAUGACAGUCAUUGUGGACAUUCGACUCCUCAAGGAUUCUGUCAGUACGACGACAUUCAAGAGGCGGGCAAGAAUCUUCAACACUACUCACAAGUCUUUACAGUUUCUUUGGAUACCUCCACUGAUUGGACCGAAUUAAGGGUUCCUGUAAAGGAUCUCGAUCUACAGUUGACAAGUAAAGGGGGGUUGGGACAGGACUUGAAUUUAAAGAGAUUGAGAGGUUGGAAACUCGAAUUGGCCGUGGCAGGAGAUUUCUUUCAACAAGACACAGUCCAACUAGCGCUAGACCAAGACUCCCACUUGGUCAUGCUAUUUGAUCAACUCGCUUGUAUCGGUGGAGGAGACUUGUUGGGAGCUCCUCUUCAUCAAGACAAAAACAUUCCUUGGGAUGUGGCUGUAAACGAGUCCAUGUGGAUUCAAGAAUUCUACCAGUCAGAGAUAUCGGAACAAAACACUCACGUCGAAAUGAAUGACGGGGUUGUCAGUUUCAAUUGGACCACACAAAUGGUCGAAAAUUGGGGGGGAUACAUGGGAUUCACAUAUGUCGCUCCGGGGUCUGCCUAUUACAAUUUGACUGGAGCCACCGACUGGCAUCUCAGUUAUCACUGCAAACGAGCACAAGUCAAAAAGCGACGCACGCAUUUCAGAAUCAUCAUGACCGAAGGAAGUAGUUGUGUCGCAGAGGAUUGUGGACAAGAUUAUUGGGGACACGAACGCUGGUACUCGUUCCAUUACGUCCUCGAUGAUAACGUCACCAACGAUGGCUAUGGUGAAAUGUAUGUCCCACUCGUCGCAGACACGGAACCGGGACAACCCUUUUGGCUGACAGGAUGGACCGGAGCUUUGGGAGACAGACGUAUGGACCCGGCAAUUGUCAAGGGAGUCACUCUCGAAUUCAACGUCGAUUCACUCGGGGAAAUGUACGAUGUCUUUUCCGGAGCGAUUGACGUAUUCAACAUGUCAGCCGUAAACGUCGUAUACAACGAAACCUUUGGAGCCAGUAACGACGGAACAUGUGUCAUGGAGCCGUCCUUGUAUCUCGAUGAAACGUCUCCCGCUUUGAAACGAGUCGAAUUCCAUGGAAAUCAGUGUUGCCAGCUCUGUUACGAAGAUGAGACCUGCCUCUAUGCCCUUUCCACAGCUCGAGAUUGUUUUGUGGCAUCCUACUUGGAUGCCGAGACUGUCGGAAUUGCCAAAGCCGACACGCUCUUGUCACACUUCACCGUAUUUUGGAUGGACGAUGCCCACCGUCGCGGAGAUUUCUGUGACCGAUGUGAUUGUCGACAAGCCGAUCAAACCAUUGACUGCAGAGGUCGGAACCUUACCAUCAUUCCAAAGACAUUCAACAAUCAAGAUUGGGCGCCGAAAACUCUCGAUUUGACUGACAAUCCAAACAUUGUCGUCUUGGGUCAAGGUGCUUUGAGUUCGCUUCGAGACAGCCUUCAAGAACUAUGGCUACCCAAGGAGAUGCGGCAUAUUUCACUGGAGGGCAUCAAUGACAUGUCCACGCUUUCGGCCGUACACUUUGAACAAGGGACAGAUCAGCAAGCGCUCGACCUAAGCAACGUUAUCGCAGAUCCGUCCGGAUUGUACGAUGAUAUUUGUUGUACGCCAGGCCAGGAGGUUAGUCUUACGACACCCACUGCAGGCUUGACAUUUUGCGAAAUGGAAGCGCCGAGGCUUGGCAUGGAUGCUACCUAUCUUCCUUUCAUCGAGUUCUGGGAGGCCACUCCUUACCGAAAGCUACAGCCAGGGUCAGAGUUCAUGGCGGAAGCUUCCGAAAGUCUAGAAAAGUGCGCCGAGUAUUGUACAACAUCCAGUGCAUGCAACUAUUUCUCCUACGACGACCGAUUGCCAAACGCAAACCCCAUCUGCUACCUAUUGGUAAACAAUGGCACGGGAGGAGAACCACACACGAUUUGCUGUGAGGCGGACCACUAUGCGGAUGAAAAUCAGACCAUUCCCGGUUGGGUGAGUGGCUUGCCUCCAAGAACACGUCACGACGUCGACAAUGCAAAGGUCAUUUUGGAUGAAAGAAAUCUCGUCGUCACCCCCUCCAACAAUUAUGAAACAGAGUAUCACGUAAGGCUCGGUUCUUCACCCUUGCGCGGGGCCGUCUGGAUAGAGCCAAAGCUUGAUUCCUCCACGUACCUCGAGGCAACCUUCUUGCCGCCACGGGUGGUGCUGUACGACGCAAACUCCACUGCAACCGUCGUUGUGCAAGUUUCCAACGUUGACGCCAGGGCCAAAUCGGUGUCACUGGUUGUCAACAACAUUGUCUCAUCAUGUGAUGCCGCUUUUACCGAGGGUCUAAGCGACGGCCUUCGAGAAACAACUGUUUUCAUUGAUGUCGAGAUCCCCGAUGAUGAAAGUGGCUCGAAUCUGGGUAUUGUCAUUGCCGUUUCUGUUGCUGUCAUCAUUGUCAUCGCUCUUGGGAUUUAUUGGUACAUUGAGCACAAGCGAAGGCUUAGUGAUGCCGUUUGGAAAGUCAAAGCAGACGAAUUGGAAUUCGAUGAGCCGCCAGAAAUUCUUGGCCGGGGUACCUUUGGGCUUGUGUUGAAGGCAACAUACCGAGGCACUGGUGUUGCCGUCAAACGAGUUAUCCCUCCAAAAUCUAGCAAGGGAAAAGCAUCCCGAGGACCACGAGACUCCAUGAACAGCUCAAUGAACGGAGCUGGUACGCGUUCUACUAGUGGUACUGGCAGUGUGAACGGAUCGGUAGAUAUGCUUUCCAGCGUCAAUAACGGCACUGCCAGCACCAUGAUGAAAUCGGGGAGUGAAUCCACACAUCUGUUCUUCAACAAGAAGAAAAAGAGUUCCGGUGAUCAAGAUUAUGCUAAGCUGAAAAGCGAUUUCCUCAAAGAAAUGCGCCACUUGUCAAAACUCCGCCACCCCUGCAUUACCACGGUAAUGGGUGCUGUUAUCAGCAAAAACUCAGAACCUAUGCUUGUCAUGGAAUAUAUGGAACAUCGAUCGCUCUAUGACCUAUUGCAACAUCCUUCCAUGAUCAUUGAGGGUGAGCUUCUGCUUCCAAUCCUACGAGACAUUUCACAAGGCGUCCGUUUCCUUCAUGCAGCUAACCCGCAAGUCAUUCAUGGUGAUCUCAAGGCGGCCAACAUUCUAGUUGACCAGCGCUUCCAUGCCAAAGUAGCAGAUUUUGGGCUCUCUCAAAAGAAAGCGAUGGGGGCCUGUGGAACUCCGUAUUGGAUGGCUCCUGAAUUACUACGCGGAGAGUCAACAAAUACAACAGCGUCGGAUGUAUAUGCAUUUGGGGUCAUCCUUGCAGAAGUAUACAGCAGGAAAGACCCUUAUUUAGGAGAGAACCCAAGUGAGGUUUUGAAAAUGGUGGCAGAUAAAAAGAUUCAAAAACGACCUGAGGUCCCUGCUGACAUGCCUCCUCAAGUGAAAGCACUUCUGAAUGACUGUCUUGCUGAUGAUCCUUCGCAGCGGCCCAGCUUUGAUGAGUUGGAUCAACGCUUGAAAAGGGCUGAUGCUAAGACAGUAGAACCCUCUCAGACUCGAAAAGUUGCUCAAAAUGCCAUGAACAUCUCCCUUUAUGAUAUCUUCCCUGCUCACAUUGCAAAAGCACUUGAAGAGGGCAAGCAGGUUGAAGCGGAGCACAAAGAUUGUGUGACCAUUUUCUUCUCUGACAUUGUGGGAUUCACAACCAUCUCGUCCACCUUACCCCCAAGAAAGAUCGCUGAUAUGCUUGACCGCCUCUAUCAUGCCUUGGAUGAUCUUUCCCACAAACAUGAUCUUUACAAAGUGGAGACCAUUGGCGAUGCAUACAUGGCUGUAACAAACCUCGUGAAGGACCAGCCCAAUGACCACGCCAAACGCAUUGCAGAGUUUGCUGUGGAAGCAAUUGCCGCGGCCAACCAAACCGCUAUUGACACGGAUGACCUGACAAAGGGUUAUGUAAACAUUCGAGUGGGAUUCCAUAGUGGACCUAUCGUGGCCGAUGUCGUUGGUAACCGGAACCCAAGAUACUGCUUGUUUGGAGAUUCGGUGAACGUAGCCAGCAGGAUGGAAUCGAACUCAAAGCCUGGACGCAUUCACUGCUCCAAGUCGGCUGCUGAUCUAUUGAAGAAGCAAUGCCCAGGCAUGAGAUUGACUUCUCGUGGUAACAUUGAGAUCAAGGGCAAAGGGGACAUGCACACCUAUUGGGUUGUUGGGGGAGCCUCUGGGGAUUAUGAGGAGGUCCCAGCUGAAGAAGCCCCUCUUGGUGCUGAUGGAAUUGAUAAGCGGAAAUUUGAAGUGAUCGAAGAAGAGAAGAGCGGGCAAAUGUCAAUUUUUGAUGCAGAAGAUAGUAGCGACGAUAUGUCGUUGUUUAAUGACGAACCCAAGGCGGGCAGCCAGCCUUCCUUGCUUGAAUUGGAUGAUGUGAGUCGUAAAAUUUGGGUCGAUGCAGGCUACGAUCCGGACCAAUUUGUGGAGGUUUAGAUCACAAGCAAAGAAUAGAGUGAUCUGCGCAUUUUAAAAGACCGACCGUUUCGCGGAAUAUUCUCUUCAGGGCUGUAUAUCGAACAUAGUACUAUUAAAGCAGGGAAUCGAGAGAACACAUGUACUUGAGUAUGCCACAAAAUUCCCAACCUCAUAGUGUACUUCUAAAGAAGAGGAGUUACCAGCGGUUGAAGAUUUCAGCCAAUCCACAGCGAAUUCUUUUUCUCUGCAGAUUAAGACCAUAUGACGUCACACGUAGCCUCUGGUACUGAACCUACGUAGGAUCGUACUGAACCCGUACCGUGGUCUAUCGAGUGAAAAGCUGGAGGUCUCGAAGCACAUGAUCGGCACCUCUAUCCACACUCCUCUUGGAUACAUACUAGUAUGACAUACUUCGUACCUCUAUGUUUCGAAGCACCUCUAUCGUUCGAAGCACCUCUGCCUACCUCUAUCGGCACUCCUUCCUUCCUCUACCGGUAUCGACACUGCUUCCUCUACCGGUACCGAAUCGACACUGCUUCCUCUAUCCCCACAGCCAAGACUUGACACACACCUUGAGCAAUGCAGGCAGUGGCUCGUCAAUACAUGUAGUGGAUAGCUGUUACUGAGGCUAUCCUCUAGCUAGCCAGUAGUAGAGCUCUAGUGCGACGGGAUACAGCUUACAAUUCAGCUUUACAGCUUUACAAUUAGCAGGCUUAUUCUAGAAAAUAAUCAAUAACUGCUCACUUAUUUGGAAA
This is a messenger RNA of Seminavis robusta, 6003 nucleotides long. The record is from the annotation of a GenBank genome assembly. NCBI's taxonomy places the organism in Eukaryota, Bacillariophyta, Bacillariophyceae, Naviculales, Naviculaceae.